AUGGACACUCACCUGAACCAGCAGCUACCCAAAUGUUAUAUUCCCUCUCCUGCAACUGAACCCUCAGCAUCCACACAGAGUGAAGUAGAUUCAGUGCUUAGCAAAAUGAACAAGUGUGGGAAAAAAGUAGGGAACUUUGCUCAUGCAUUCCGAGAGCACGUGAGAUUGGGGCACAACAUCACUGAAACAGUGAAAGGGAAGUUGUGGAUGGGGGCUAAAAUUCUUAUAGUAGGUGGGUUGGAGAAAUUGUUCAAGAAGUUAUUUAGUGUUUCAGAAGGAGAGAAACUGUUGAAGACUUCCCAAUGCUAUUUAUCAACCACAACUGGUGCAAUAGCAGGCCUCCUCUUCAUCUCCACCAACAGCAUAUCCUUUUGGAGUGAGAGAUCUAUCAAAGUGCCCUCCCCAAAUGGAGGAAUGGUUAGACUCCACUAUAAGGUAUUAAUCCCACUCAAGAAGAUAAGGGCAAUUAGCCUAUGUGAGAAUGUGAAUAAGCCAUCAUCCAAGUACAUACAAAUAACUACAUGCGAUAAUUUUGACUUUUGGUUUAUGGGUUUCUUAGAUUAUCAGAAAGCUUUGAAAUAUCUUCAGCCGGCAAUUUCUCAAGCUUGAAAUAAUCAAAAGUCAUUUAAAUGAGUGUAA
Corylus avellana is the source of this 639-nucleotide messenger RNA. RefSeq names its product GEM-like protein 4. NCBI's taxonomy places the organism in Eukaryota, Viridiplantae, Streptophyta, Magnoliopsida, Fagales, Betulaceae. The record is from RefSeq and is a predicted model, not a curated record.